UUUAAUAGAAAUUAUUAGUCUGUUUUGUGUCUGUUCUGUAAAAAGGCAUCUUUUUAUAUUUCUGGAAUUAUUUCGGAAUGAUCAGAACUUUAUAAGAAUUUCUUUUUCGAAUCAGUACUUCUUAUUCGUUGUGAUAUGGUUCGUUUCUUAGGAAGGCUAAUAAAGUUUAUGAAGCUUACAACAAUAAUUUGAUUGAAAGCUUUCCUAAUAUUUCAGAGCAGCCACCACAGAAGACAUUUCAAAAGUUUACGGAAAUUGAGUUUGACCCUUUUUUGGUCGCAUUUAUUUUUAGUGAUGUGCACAGAGACAAUAAGAUCCAGAUCCAGAUUAUAUGUGGAAAAUUGAUGCCCUGUCUCUAAUGUGCUGAUUUAAAGUGGUACAAAAUGGAUAAGAAAAACGUAAAACGGUUUCCUCUUCCACCAUUAAAUCAUUGCCAGAUCGAUCUUUUUAAACGUUUAACGGAUUACGAGCAAAACAUAAUUCAGUAUUUACGAUUACAAACCAAUACAAUAAAAAGCAUUCAAGAAUCGAUCAAUAAUAAAUCCGAAAAAUUGAAAGUAUUGGAAUCCGCUGUUGCUAAACAUUAUGAGCAUAGCGAGUUAGUUGAAGUAUACAAAACAAACUUGCAAAAAGGAAUUAACAGUUUACAAGUUACAUGUGAAGAAAUCAGCCAAGGAACUCACGAUACUUUUACAACUUUAAUCAAGCUCGAUAAUUUGGCUUUUACAAUUGAACAUAAAAUUAAGGAGAAGGAGGCAAAAAAUAAGGAAGAAAAUUCUGUCUUGGACAAAGAAUUGCAUAUUGUUAAGGAGGAAUUAAAUUUUUUAGAGGUUUCUGAAGCAAACGAACGAAAUGAACAUGAUCAUACAUAUUGUAAAAUAAAAAAUGAUAUUGAUAAUGAUUAUAGAGAUACAAAAACAGAAGAAACAGAGAUUGCUAGAUUGGUUAAUGAAGAAAACGAGAAAGACAACGAUUUAAGACAAAAUAAAUCUGAUUUAAAUGAUUUAGAACAAUGUGUAAUUACUUUAAACCAUGAAAUUGGUGAGGGUGAUGUUGAAACUACAGAUUUAGAAAAAAAUCUGAAUCAAUGCAAAUUUGAAUUGGAUGUUGUAAAAUUGAAUUUGGACGAAUCUAUUGAAGCUGAGUUAAAUGUAAAGAAUUAUAUACAAAAAACUCAAAGCGAAAUAUCUGCAAUUGAAGCAGAUAAUUCAAGAUUGCAGGAAGAUAAAAGCUUUCAAUGUCUUAUUGAUGAAAAAAGAAAUCAUGACAUUCAAGUUACAAACUUGGAGGAAUGCGUAAAUAAAUUUAAGGAAGAUUAUUCACUCUUAGAGUCUGAAAUUGGCAAAGAAAAAGCUGUAAGAGAAUGUUUACAAGAGGAACAUUUUCGAUUAAAUUCCGAGAUUGACAAUAGCACAGAUAUUCUUAAUAAAACUUGUAAUCAAGCGAAAGCUUUAAAAAAUAAAGACACAUCUCAAAUUGCUAAAUGUAAAAUGGAGACGAAAGCAACUUUCGAUGAAAUCUUAUUAAAAAGUACCUCAAUAAAUGAAUUUAAACGACAAGUUGCGGAUUUAGAACAUUUAUUAGCUACAAUACCGUUUAUUAAUGAUGAAGAUAUACCAUUUGUUAAUCAAAAAAUUGUAAAUUUAAAGAGAUCAAUUGAUGAUAAAAUUGUACAAAUGGACAAGGAAUUCCAAGAAUUUACAAGCAAUCAAAAUCGUUUAAAAGAAAAUAAGAAGAAAGAGGUGAUUGAAAAAUUGGAUAUGAUACAAAACCUAACCAAAGAUCUAAAUAUUAAAAUUGGAGAAGUAGUUAAAGUGGAGAGAACAGCAAAUAUUACUUACCAAGCUAAUUUGGUUGAAUGUGAUGUUUUUGCCAAAAAAUUAAAGGAUAAAAUGACCAUCAGACAUAAUUUGAAGAAGCAAAUUGUAAAUUUUAAACAACCCGUUGUUCCCCAACGCAGAAAAAGAGCGAUUGAUGAAUCAAGUGAAGCAAGUGAUACAGCCUAUGAAAAUUUUACAAACAUACUGGACAUACACAAAUAUAUGUUGGCAAAAAAAGGCAAAAAAAAAUAAUUAUGUUCAU
Messenger RNA from Onthophagus taurus, 2082 nucleotides. The record is from RefSeq and is a predicted model, not a curated record. Lineage: Eukaryota; Metazoa; Arthropoda; Insecta; Coleoptera; Scarabaeidae.